AGGAAAAUUUGUCCACUUCCAUAGCCUUAGGAGAUUGGAAGGAGAAGGCAAGAAAUGGCAGCAUUGACCUUAGAUUUAGCGGACUUUGAAAACUCUCAAACUGCCCCCUCUCAUGCAACUUGUUUUAUCUCUUCCUUCUCUUUUUCUUGUUAUUAAUUAUUGAAAAGCCAUCACCUUUCUUUUCUUCUUUCUUCUUUUUCUUUUUUCCUCUCGUCUGCUUCCUCGGUUUGAUAAAAACAGAGUGACCCAGAUCAGUUUUGGAGGCAAGUAAGAUUACCCAUCAAGUUUACUAAAGUGGGAAUUUUGAUCAAUCUGCAACUGUGUCAGGACCUGAUUCGAGUACUUCUGUGAUUAUUGAUUACUCAUAGUGAACCUUAUUGAGAUUUGAUAUAUACUUUAGGAGAAAGCUCCAGUAAGGAUCCUGGAGUUUUGAGUUUUAAGUCUGAGAGAUUCUUGGAGUCAAUCAGAAGAGGUUUUAGAUGGCAGGUGUACAAGAUCAGUUAGAGAUCAAGUUUCGGUUGACUGAUGGAUCGGAUAUAGGUCCCAAGAGCUUUCCUACUGCUACAAGUGUUGCAACCUUGAAGGAAAGCAUUCUUGCUCAAUGGCCUAAAGGAAAGGACAAUGGUCCACGGACAGUCAAAGACGUUAAGAUAAUAAGCGCGGGAAAGAUAUUGGAGAACAGUAGAACAUUGGGGGAGUGCCAGAGUCCCCUAUGUGAUAUCCCAGGUGGUGUUACAACCAUGCAUGUUGUUGUUCAACCUCCAUCUCAGGAGAAAGAAAAGAAAGCAGCUAGCCAACCGAAGCAGAGCAAAUGCGUUUGUGUUAUAUUAUAAUUUUCGAUUCCGGCAGUGCCAAGACAUCAUUCACAGAUAAGCGGCAUUGGAGCUGGUAUAGAUAAUUGAUUUGGUGAAUUGCGCAUAGAUGAGAGGCAGUGGCACUAAGCACGUUUAGGAUAGGUCAUGUUUUUGGGAAGUUUACUCUCUCUUCAUAUGGCUGUUGCAUUUUCAUCCAUUUGGUUUACCAUGUCCAUUGUUAAGUUGUUGAUUAGACUCCACUAUCAAGCAACAAUACCCAGAUACAGUAUCUGAAAUUUGUGUCUCCUAUUGUGUUUAUUACCAUAUUUAAUGCUUUUAAUCUGUUUUACAUGUAUAAUUAUCAUCGGUGGUUCUGGAAUCAGACUUGGUACUCCAAUUCUUGUUGAUGCUUUCAUGCUUUACAAAGUGGAAAUGCUCGAAGUUCUGAGUUGUUGCAGUACAGGUUAUCGAUUGUUGAAUACUUUUUUACUACCUUCAAACAUAUCCUUCUUCAAAAAUGUACUAAUGGGCAUCCAGAUGCCUUGAGGAAGAAGCAAUGUUUAUCCAAAAAGAAAUUUAUUAAAUUCCAUGGCUGAAAUGUUCAA
This is a messenger RNA of Pistacia vera, 1399 nucleotides long. Its product is annotated as membrane-anchored ubiquitin-fold protein 1-like. The transcript has 5 exons. The coding region runs from base 480 to 833 and encodes 117 amino acids. NCBI's taxonomy places the organism in Eukaryota, Viridiplantae, Streptophyta, Magnoliopsida, Sapindales, Anacardiaceae. The record is from RefSeq and is a predicted model, not a curated record.